AUGUUCCUCCACUCGGGCGCGAGCCUUCACGGGCACGAGUACUCGUCCCGAACCCCCCCAAACGCCGCGCAGUCUCCCGCACACCUUCGAGGGCCGCUCCUCCGGUCCGCUUUCUCACCGCCAAAACAGCGCUCGCGAGUUGCCGCGGACGGCACGCGGUCGCCCGUCCUCCGACAACGCCCCGCGUCCGACUACAUUCCCCGCGAGUCCUCCGCUGUCGUGCGCUUCCAGGAACCGCAAGACAACGAUGACAGCUUGCCACCGACCCCCUCCGUAAACGACGAGCCCGCUUCCGAGUCCGAACUUAGUGAUGUGACUUCUCUUGACGGUGCUGCAUUCGCCCCUUCACCCCGUCGUCGACGGACCCGUCGAGCAGCCCGCACCAGUACUACGUACUAUCUGGGGUACCCCGCGCCGAGGAUCAUUGGGAAGACAAAGGUCGUGCGGAAGGUCUUUUUGCCGAGGCUGCUUCUGCAGCUUCAGGAAGUCUCGGCUGAGGGGAGGUCCAAGCCGGUCCUCGAGGUCUUCCCAGCGUCGCGAAUUGCGGGGCCCGCCCGCUCGGCGAAGCGGUUCCCUGGCAUAUCAGAAGUCAAGCGUCACCUCGGGUUUGACGAUAUUGUACUGGUCAGGAGAGAUGAUGACGAUACGAGUGGAGAUGGCACGGAGAGUGACCAGGAGGACAGCAUGGAUUGGAGGAAUCCAGUGGCCGUUUACAGCCCGUUGAAACACUCGGAAGAGGCCGAGAUUGUGCUUGACGAUGGUUCCGUCUGGCUCGCCAAACUGCUCCCCAAUGGCUGUUUCGACUUUGUGUACACCGAUUCCGGUGGGGAAACCACAAAUGUGCGGUGGGCGCGCAGGAAUCCUACGCCGGCUACGACUCCGACCACCGACGCAUCCUCCUCCUCGGUCGCGAGCCAGGCGCGCUACACUUUCAGCAUCAUCAACCCCCUUACCCGCCGCCACCCGGUCAUGGCCACACUUACACCUUCGACUCUCGAGGUCCAAGACACAUACACUUCUGUUUCUACAUCUCACGCCCGACACCCACCGGUCACUCGCGCAAGCCGUUCCCAGUCUGUGACCUCAUCCCCAUCAUUCACACGCACACCGCCUUACUCCCCCUCCAACAUCUCCUCCGUCGGUUCCACUUCCACCAACGACAGCGAGAACGACUCCGGCGUAUGGAUCCCUUCCUCUCCAAGUUACGAAUCGCGGCGCACAACCCACCAGAUCGACGAAGCAACCAAAUCCCUGAUCUCGGUGACCGCCCUAUGGGUAUGUCUCCGGGCCGGCUGGUCUCAGAGCUAUAACUCGAUCCAUGCCACGGCUCACUCCGAGUCCACAGCCGCCUCCUCCUCAUCCGUAACCACCGCAAGCCACCGCGCCGGCCGCAGCCGUAGGAAUACCUGGACCACGCGCUCCUCAACCUCAGAUACCCCGCGCCCUACCGAUCGACCCCUCUCCGGCGGUGGGGACCCAUCCCGCGGAUUCGGAUGUGAUGCGGUGGUAAGCAAAGGGGUCUUCAAACGGCACUCCCUCCCCGCUCAAUCAGCCGAUACCUCGUCUGGCCUGAACAGCCACAAUACCUCGGCCGCUCCGACGCCGGUAAUAUCCCGCGCCUCGACACCGGUGCAAAACGCCCCGACUAUCAGUCCCGUUCCCGCGGGGACGGCCAAGUCCCCGCCUAGACGCGCAAUCUCCAGCACGGGCACGGCAUUUAUCCGCGGCCGAAGGCUGGGAUCCAGCUCGUUCUCUGCGAUGAACAGCGCUGGUGAGGAAGAGGGCGGCGAAGUGAUCGAUGAUAUCACCACCACUACAGCGCAGGAGACCGAAACCCCUGUUGUACAUGUACCACCAAAAAUCGCCGAAGCACCCAAGAGCACCAAGAAAGACAAAACCAAGCGGACUUCUAAGGAAAAGGAGGCAGGGGGUCUAUCAUUGGCCGGCCACGGGGGGGACAGUGGGAAAGCUGCUGCUGCUGCGAAGAAAAAACCGGGGAUGCGGUCCAGGUUGGCGAGGUGGUUCCAUAAGCUUGGACCGACGACGUCACGCUAG
Dichotomopilus funicola is the source of this 2055-nucleotide messenger RNA. RefSeq lists its product as uncharacterized. The transcript has a single exon. Bases 1 to 2055 code for a protein of 684 amino acids. The record is from RefSeq and is a predicted model, not a curated record. NCBI's taxonomy places the organism in Eukaryota, Fungi, Ascomycota, Sordariomycetes, Sordariales, Chaetomiaceae.